Messenger RNA from Salvelinus fontinalis (brook trout), 9896 nucleotides. RefSeq names its product growth arrest-specific protein 7-like. The record is from RefSeq and is a predicted model, not a curated record. Gene Ontology annotation, molecular function: actin filament binding. The transcript is spliced from 14 exons. The coding region runs from base 260 to 1684 and encodes 474 amino acids. Gene Ontology annotation, biological process: neuron projection morphogenesis; actin filament polymerization. Gene Ontology annotation, cellular component: plasma membrane; cytoplasm; actin filament. Lineage: Eukaryota; Metazoa; Chordata; Actinopteri; Salmoniformes; Salmonidae.
GCAGAGUUGACUGUGGCUUUCGCGAAAGGGAGUUCACACAAGUAGAGAAUCUCCCGUAGGUACACACACUCAGAGAACAUCUGCGCAGAGUUAAGGAUUAUAUUGCCUAAUGUUGGAUUGUUGCCAUUGAUGCGCUAACUAAUCAACAUUACAAGUACACAAUAAAUUAUACUCUGAAAGAACUAAGUGAUUCUCGAGGAGGGGGCUCAGUCUGUGUGAAUCUAGGAGCGGACCCGACGUUUUCCCAGAGAAGAUAACGAUGUCUGGCUCUUAUUGCAAAAGUUUAUACUCCUUCAGCGGGGACCAACAUCAGCAGGGUUUGACUUUCGAAGUGGGAGAAAUCAUAAGGAUAGUUCAUCCGUUGCCUGGCGGCUGGUGGGAAGGAGAGCUGGAUGGAGUCAGGGGAUGGUUCCCAUCAAGUUAUGUUCAAGUCUUAGAGAAAACUGCUUCUAUGACCUCACUGCCGGUUGAGGACGUCGGAGAGCCUCUCCCUCAACACUGGAAGUGCUACAUGUUACCAGAAGGGCGGCGCUACUAUGUCAACACCUCCAGCAAUGAGACAACAUGGGAGAGACCUUCCAGGGUACCUGGGACACCCAACACCCCUCUGAAACACAAGAACUCACUACCUACAGUGAAUGGGUUUCGCUCCAGUGGCAGUCCGUUGCAUCAGAAUGAACAUUCCCAUGUCAGUCUGAUCAAAAAGCCUAGUUUAGAACCACAGAGUCCAUGUCCUACAACACCCACCAGGUGGCAGAGCAAAGAGACUACCAUCACAAUUAACUGUGUAACGUUCCCCCUUCCUAUGAGUACACCUGAACAGCAGCUGUUGAAGCCAGAUGAGUGGAGCUACUGUGAUUACUUCUGGACGGAUAAGAAGGACCCUCAGGGGACAAGCUGUAUCUCAGGGUUUGAGGUCUUACUGCAGAAACAGCUGAAGGGGAAGCAAAUGCAGAAAGAGAUGGCUGAGUUUAUACGAGAAAGGAUAAAGAUUGAAGAGGAAUAUGCCAAGAACCUCGCCAAGCUGUCACAGAUUCCCCUCGCGGGACAGGAAGAAGGUACUCUUGGGGAAGCCUGGGCUCAGCUAAAGAAGAGUCUGGCUGACGAGGCCGAGGUUCACCUCAAGUUCUCCUCUAAGCUCCAGAGUGAGGUGGAGAAGCCUCUGUUGACGUUCAGAGAUAACUUUAAGAAGGACAUGAAGAGGUUCAAUCAUCACAUCUCAGAACUACGGAAACAGCUGGUUGGACGACACUCAGCCGUGGAGAAGGCCCGUAAGGCUCUAGCGGACAGACAGAAGGAUUUGGAGGUGAAGACCCAGCAGCUAGAGAUCAAACUAAGCAACAAGAUCGAGGAAGACAUCAAGAAGGCUCAGCGGAAAUCCACACAAGCAGGAGACGACCUGAUGCGCUGUGUCGACCUUUACAACCAGUCACAGUCCAAAUGGUUUGAGGAGAUGGUGACCACAAGCCUGGAGCUGGAGAGGCUGGAGGUAGAGAGGGUGGGGAUGAUACGACAGCAUCUGUGUCAGUACACCACCUUACGGCAUGAGACGGACAUGUUUAACCAGAGUACGAUGGAGCCAGUGGACCAGCUGUUACAGAGUGUGGACCCAGCUAGAGACAGAGAGCUCUGGGUCCAGGAGCAGAAGACAGGAGACAUCAGGCCUGUGGACAUUGAGAUAUAACACACCUGGUUCCCAGGGGUCACACACAUGUGGAUCCACAAGCCUGGAUCUUUACGUGGGGAUUCAAAGUCAACUUUGAGAAAUUAUGGACAUCCUGAGAAAUCUGGAUGACUCGUUCCACAGACACCUGUCUGCUCUUGAGAGAGCGAGCACCACCACCAGACAGUGUUCAUUAUGACCGAGAGGAUUCUAUAUGGUAGACAGACAGUGUUCAUUAGACCUAGAAGAUUCUAUAUGGUAGACAGACAGGGUUCAUUAGACCUAGAGGAUUCUAUAUGGUAGACAGACAGUGUUCAUUAUGACCUGGAGGAUUUUAUAUGGUAGACAGACAGUGUUCAUUAUGACCUGGAGGAUUCUAUAUGGUAGACAGACAGUGUUCAUUAUGACCUAGAGGAUUCUAUAUAGCAGACAGACAGUGUUCAUUAUGACCGAGAGGGUUCUAUAUGGUAGACAGUGUUUAUUAUGACCUAGAGGAUUCUAUAUGGUAGACAGACAGUGUUCAUUAUGACCUAGAGGAUUCUAUAUGGUAGACAGACAGUGUUCAUUAUGACCUAGAGGAUUCUAUAUGGUAGACAGACAGUGUUCAUUAUGACCGAGAGGGUUCUAUAUGGGAGACAGUGUUUAUUAUGACCUAGAGGAUUCUAUAUGGUAGACAGACAGUGUUUAUUAUGACUUAAAGGAUUCUAUAUGGUAGACAGACAGUGUUCAUUAUGACCUAGAGGAUUCCAAAUAGCAGACAGACAGUGUUCAUUAUGACCGAGAGGGUUCUAUAUGGUAGACAGACAAUGUUUAUUAUGACCUAGAGGAUUCUAUAUGGUAGACAGACAGUGUUCAUUAUGACCUAGAGGAUUCUAUAUGGUAGACAGUGUUUAUUAUGACCUAGAGGAUUCUAUAUGGUAGACAGACAGUGUUCAUUAUGACCGAGAGGAUUCUAUAUGGUAGACAGUGUUUAUUAUGACCUAGAGGAUUCUAUAUGGUAGACAGACAGUGUUCAUUAUGACCUAGAGGGUUCUAUAUGGUAGACAGUGUUUAUUAUGACCUAGAGGAUUCUAUAUGGUAGACAGACAGUGUUCAUUAUGACCUGGAGGAUUUUAUAUGGUAGACAGACAGUGUUCAUUAUGACCUAGAGGAUUCUAUAUAGCAGACAGACAGUGUUCAUUAUGACCGAGAGGAUUCUAUAUGGUAGACAGACAGUGUUCAUUAUGACCGAGAGGAUUCUAUAUGGUAGACAGACAGUGUUCAUUAUGACCGAGAGGAUUCUAUAUGGGAGACAGACAGUGUUUAUUAGACCUAGAGGAUUCUAUAUGGUAGACAGACAGUGUUCAUUAUGACCGAGAGGAUUCUAUAUGGUAGACAGUGUUUAUUAUGACCUAGAGGAUUCUAUAUGGUAGACAGACAGUGUUCAUUAUGACCGAGAGGAUUCUAUAUGGUAGACAGACAGUGUUCAUUAUGACCGAGAGGAUUCUAUAUGGUAGACAGUGUUUAUUAUGACCUAGAGGAUUCUAUAUGGUAGACAGACAGUGUUCAUUAUGACCGAGAGGAUUCUAUAUGGUAGACAGUGUUUAUUAUGACCUAGAGGAUUCUAUAUGGUAGACAGAUAGUGUUCAUUAUGACUGAGAGGGUUCUAUAUGGUAGACAGUGUUCAUUAUGACCUAGAGGGUUCUAUAUGGUAGACAGACAGUGUUCAUUAUGACCGAGAGGAUUCUAUAUGGGAGACAGACAGUGUUUAUUAGACCUAGAGGGUUCUAUAUGGUAGACAGACAGUGUUUAUUAUGACUUAGAGGAUUCUAUAUGGUAGACAGACAGUGUUCAUUAUGACCGAGAGGAUUCUAUAUGGUAGACAGUGUUUAUUAUGACCUAGAGGAUUCUAUAUGGUAGACAGACAGUGUUCAUUAUGACCGAGAGGAUUCUAUAUGGUAGACAGACAGUGUUCAUUAUGACCGAGAGGAUUCUAUAUGGUAGACAGUGUUUAUUAUGACCUAGAGGAUUCUAUAUGUUAGACAGACAGUGUUCAUUAUGACCGAGAGGAUUCUAUAUGGUAGACAGUGUUUAUUAUGACCUAGAGGAUUCUAUAUGGUAGACAGACAGUGUUCAUUAUGACUGAGAGGGUUCUAUAUGGUAGACAGUGUUCAUUAUGACCUAGAGGGUUCUAUAUGGUAGACAGACAGUGUUUAUUAUGACCUAGAGGAUUCUAUAUGGUAGACAGACAGUGUUCAUUAUGACCGAGAGGGUUCUAUAUGGUAGACAGUGUUUAUUAUGACCUAGAGGAUUCUAUAUGGUAGACAGACAGUGUUCAUUAUGACUGAGAGGGUUCUAUAUGGUAGACAGUGUUUAUUUUGACCUAUAGGAUUCUAUAUGGUAGACAGACAGUGUUCAUUAUGACCUAGAGGAUUCUAUAUGGUAGACAGACAGUGUUCAUUAUGACUGAGAGGGUUCUAUAUGGUAGACAGUGUUUAUUUUGACCUAUAGGAUUCUAUAUGGUAGACAGACAGUGUUCAUUAUGACUGAGAGGGUUCUAUAUGGUAGACAGACAGUGUUUAUUUUGACCUAGAGGAUUCUAUAUGGUAGACAGACAGUGUUCAUUAUGACUGAGAGGGUUCUAUAUGGUAGACAGUGUUUAUUUUGACCUAUAGGAUUCUAUAUGGUAGACAGACAGUGUUCAUUAUGACCUAGAGGAUUCUAUAUGGUAGACAGACAGUGUUCAUUAUGACCUAGAGGAUUCUAUAUGGUAGACAGUGUUUAUUAUGACCUAGAGGAUACUAUAUGGUAGACAGACAGUGUUCAUUAUGACCUAGAGGAUUCUAUAUGGUAGACAGACAGUGUUCAUUAUGACCGAGAGGGUUCUAUAUGGUAGACAGUGUUUAUUUUGACCUAGAGGACUAUAUAUGGUAGACAGACAGUGUUCAUUAGUUGGGGAACACUGAGGUGAGAAGAAUGUUUUACCAACAUAACAAACGGCAUGCGUGUUUUCACCUUUAGGGACUGUGUUGGCUACAAGCCCCGGUCUCUGAGGCUGCGUGUGUUUUCACCUGUAGGGACUGUGUGGGCUACAAGCCUCGGUCUCUGAGGCUGCGUGUGUUUUUACCUUUAGGGACUGUGUUGGCUACAAGCCCCGGUCUCUGAGGCUGCGUCUGUUUUCACCUGUAGGGACUGUGUGGGCUACAAGCCUCGGUCUCUGAGGCUGCGUGUGUUUUUACCUUUAGGGACUGUGUUGGCUACAAGCCUCGGUCUCUGAGGCUGUGCGUGUUUUCACCUGUAGGGGCUGUGUGGGCUACAAGCCUGGGUCUCUGAGGCUGCGCGUGUUUUCACCUGUAGGGACUGUGUGGGCUACAAGCCCCGGUCUCUGAGGCUGCGUGUGUUUUUACCUUUAGGGACUGUGUUGGCUACAAGCCUCGGUCUCUGAGGCUGCGUGUGUUUUCACCUGUAGGGACUGUGUGGGCUACAAGCCCCGGUCUCUGAGGCUGCGUGUGUUUUCACCUGUAGGGACUGUGUGGGAUACAAGCCCCGGUCUCUGAGGCUGCGUGUGUUUUCACCUGUAGGGACUGUGUGGGCUACAUGCCCCCGUCUCUGAGGCUGCGUGUGUUUUCACCUGUAGGGACUGUGUGGGCUACAAGCCCCGGUCUCUGAGGCUGCGUGUGUUUUCACCUGUAGGGACUGUGUGGGCUACAAGCCCCGGUCUCUGAGGCUGCGUGUUGUUUCACCUGUAGGGACUGUGUGGGCUACAAGCCCCGGUCUCUGAGGCUGCGUGUGUUUUUACCUGUAGGGACUGUGUGGGCUACAAGCCCCGGUCUCUGAGGCUGCGUGUGUUUUCACCUGUAGGGACUGUUUGGGCUACAAGCCCCGGUCUCUGAGGCUGCGUGUGUUUUCACCUGUAGGGACUGAGUGGGCUACAAGCCCCGGUCUCUGAGGCUGCGUGUUGUUUCACCUGUAGGGACUGUGUGGGCUACAAGCCCCGGUCUCUGAGGCUGCGUGUGUUUUUACCUGUAGGGGCUGUGUGGGCUACAAGCCCCGGUCUCUGAGGCUGCGUGUUGUUUCACCUGUAGGGACUGUGUGGGCUACAAGCCCCGGUCUCUGAGGCUGCGUGUGUUUUCACCUGUAGGGACUGUGUUUGCUACAAGCCCCGGUCUCUGAGGCUGCGUGUUGUUUCACCUGUAGGGACUGUGUGGGCUACAAGCCCCGGUCUCUGAGGCUGCGUGUGUUUCCACCUGUAGGGACUGUGUGGGCUACAAGCCUCGGUCUCUGAGGCUGCGUGUGUUUUCACCUGUAGGGACUGUGUGGGCUACAAGCCUCGGUCUCUGAGGCUGCAUGUGUUUUCACCUGUAGGGACUGUGUGGGCUACAAGCCCCGGUCUCUGAGGCUGCGUGUGUUUCCACCUGUAGGGACUGUGUGGGCUACAAGCCUCGGUCUCUGAGGCUGCGUGUGUUUUCACCUGUAGGGACUGUGUGGGCUACAAGCCUCGGUCUCUGAGGCUGCGUGUGUUUUCACCUGUAGGGACUGUGUGGGCUACAAGCCCCGGUCUCUGAGGCUGCGUGUGUUUUCACCUGUAGGGACUGUGUGGGCUACAAGCCCCGGUCUCUGAGGCUGCGUGUGUUUUCACCUGUAGGGACUGUGUGGGCUACAAGCCCCGGUCUCUGAGGCUGCGUGUGUUUUCACCUGUAGGGACUGUGUGGGCUACAAGCCCCGGUCUCUGAGGCUGUGUGUGUUUUCACCUGUAGGGACUGUGUGGGCUACAAGCCCCGGUCUCUGAGGCUGCGUGUGUUUUCACCUGUAGGGACUGUGUGGGCUACAAGCCCCGGUCUCUGAGGCUGCGUGUGUUUUCACCUGUAGGGACUGUGUGGGCUACAAGCCCCGGUCUCUGAGGCUGCGUGUGUUUUCACCUGUAGGGACUGUGUGGGCUACAAGCCCCGGUCUCUGAGGCUGCGUGUGUUUUCACCUGUAGGGACUGUGUGGGCUACAAGCCCCGGUCUCUGAGGCUGCGUGUGUUUUCACCUGUAGGGACUGUGUGGGCUACAAGCCCCGGUCUCUGAGGCUGCGUGUGUUUUCACCUGUAGGGACUGUGUGGGCUACAAGCCCCGGUCUCUGAGGCUGCGUGUGUUUUCACCUGUAGGGACUGUGUGGGCUACAAGCCCCGGUCUCUGAGGCUGCGUGUGUUUUCACCUGUAGGGACUGUGUGGGCUACAAGCCCCGGUCUCUGAGGCUGCGUGUGUUUUCACCUGUAGGGACUGUGUGGGCUACAAGCCCCGGUCUCUGAGGCUGCGUGUGUUUUCACCUGUAGGGACUGUGUGGGCUACAAGCCCCGGUCUCUGAGGCUGCGUGUGUUUUCACCUGUAGGGACUGUGUGGGCUACAAGCCCCGGUCUCUGAGGCUGCGUGUGUUUUCACCUGUAGGGACUGUGUGGGAUACAAGCCCCGGUCUCUGAGGCUGCGUGUGUUUUCACCUGUAGGGACUGUGUGGGCUACAAGCCCCGGUCUCUGAGGCUGCGUGUGUUUUUUUCCUCUUCCAGAAAAUAAUCAGGUCAUCACUAGUUACCACAGCCACAAAGUCAGAAGGCCCGCCUACUCGACCAAUCAGAUGAGGGAGUGUGAUGACGUAUGCCGACCGGCUUGCAUUUCUUUUAUAUAUUGAUUCAUCAAUAACCAACCAUUAUAAAUGCUAAGUGUUAAUGGGAUGUCUUAUUCAACCGUUAUAAAUGCUAAGUGUUAAUCGGGUGUCUUAUUCAACCGUUAUAAAUGCUAAGUGUUAAUCGGGUGUCUUAUUCAACCGUUAUAAAUGCUAAGUGUUAAUCGGGUGUCUUAUUGAACCGUUCUAAAUGCUAAGUGUUAAUCGGGUGUCUUAUUCAACCGUUCUAAAUGCUAAGUGUUAAUCGGGUGUCUUAUUGAACCGUUCUAAAUGCUAAGUGUUAAUGGGAUGUCUUAUUCAACCGUUCUAAAUGCUAAGUGUUAAUCGGGUGUCUUAUUCAACCGUUCUAAAUGCUAAGUGUUAAUGGGAUGUCUUAUUCAACCGUUCUAAAUGCUAAGUGUUAAUGGGAUGUCUUAUUCAACCGUUAUAAAUGCUAAGUGUUAAUGGGGUGUCUUAUUCAACCGUUAUAAAUGCUAAGUGUUAAUCGGGUGUCUUAUUCAACCGUUAUAAAUGCUAAGUGUUAAUGGGAGUCUUAUUCAACCGUUAUAAAUGCUAAGUGUUAAUCGGGUGUCUUAUUCAACCGUUAUAAAUGCUAAGUGUUAAUGGGGUGUCUUAUUCAACCGUUAUAAAUGCUAAGUGUUAAUGGGGUGUCUUAUUCAACCGUUAUAAAUGCUAAGUGUUAAUGGGGUGUCUUAUUGAACCGUUCUAAAUGCUAAGUGUUAAUCGGGUGUCUUAUUCAACCGUUCUAAAUGCUAAGUGUUAAUGGGAUGUCUUAUUCAAACUCAGCUUGCAAGCUAAUCAUGAUUUUUUUUCCCUUACCCAUAGUUACUUGUUUUAAAAAAGUGGUUUACUCCAAUAUCUGCAUUGUUUUUAAAAUGGCAUGUAGACAAACAAAGUGGCACAUCUUGAGUUCAGAUUUAGUUUUUUUCAAAAUCCACAAGUAAAAUGUACACAACUUCACAAAUGUUCACAGAUAUAAAAAAUAUAAAAAAAUUGGGCAGAUAAUUUGGCUGAUUUAAGAUAAAAACUUCAACACUUAUUUUAUUUGGCACCUAGGCAUAUACUAUAUGGCACUUUUAUAAACAUCAGUGCAUUCAAGACAAUUGAGACCUCUGAGAAAAAAAACUAGCACCGACAGGGGAGAAACGUUUUGAACAGUCAUCCAACUGAAUUCCAAGUCGGAAACUUUCUAGAGCUUACAGUUGUCUUGAAAGCACCAUUAGUUAUUUGGUCGUCAAACUUGAACUCAAAAUAUGCCAUUUCAAAUAUGAGGCAUUUCCCGCAAACCGAAAUACCGUCAUCACUCUCCCUCUUCUGAUUGGUCGGGUAGGUGGGCGUUCUGAGCCGGAAUACGCGUCAUCACACUCCCUCGUCUGAUUGGUUGAGUGUCUGUGGUAACUAGUGACGACCUUAUAAUCACAGAUAGAACAAUGAGACAGAUAUCUCACUGGAUUUAUAAUUGUGAAGCAUACGGUUGGCGUUUCCACUCACUGGUAGUGAGAGGAAGCCCACUGGCAGGCAGUGGGUGAAGAUGGAACAAGAUGGAUUUUGGCCAACAUUCCUGCACAUUGAUUGAUUAAACAUUUGAUUAAAUGUUUGAUCUGAAGUACAGUUUUCUGUUCCCAAAACUAUAAUAUAUUAUGAACAGAGUGGACAAAGUUUUGUAGACUUUAAUCUUUUCAAAAGUUUGAAAAAAUUGCGCUGUUUAGAAGGUGUACAAAGGCGAAUUGAGUUAUUGCACACGCGCACUUCACAGAGUAGGCGUUCCGUAACAGAAAUAUGCAGAUAUAUUCUAGAAUGCACCAAUAGGAUCUCGCCAGCUCGUGCUUGGCUCUGCCCACCUCCUUGCUUGUUCUGCCCAUUAUGACUCAUUUGUUCCCAUUGGAAACGACAAGCUGUGGUCUAUCUUGGUUUAGUCAUGAAAGUCUUUGUUAGAAUUGUCUGUAUAAACACACUCAGUAAAUUGUUGACCAACUGAAAUACUAACACAGAGGUUAAUUAGGAAAUUUAACAGCUACUGCGUUGCUGCUAUGUAAUACAACGUACAUAAAAUGCAAUCAAAUGUAUAGAUUAUAUUUUAUCUAAAUGUGAACUAUAAAGUGAGUUUACAGUGAACAUUGAUGUAAGAAGUAUCAGCUGAUGUAAGAAGGGCUUUAUGAAUACAUUUGAUUUGAUUUGGGGUUGUUUUUGACAAAUGGGAAGUUUUGAAGAAAGAGUGACUCAAAUGUAACAUCUGUUCUGAGGGCAAAAUGGGGUGCAACUCAAUGUUAGCAAGGUGUUCCUAAUGUUUUGUACACUCAGUGUGUUUAUCUAUACUGUAUAUACACACACAGUGCACAGGAGUGCGGGUACAGUUGAAAUGAAUAAUGGAAUUUUAGUAUAGCGUUGUCUUGUAUCUAUCCGGUAAGUAUUACACAUAUAGUUCUACUGUUCAAUGCAGAUGCAUACAUGUUGUAUAGAGUGUUCCAUUGCUAGCUGGUUCUAAAACCUUGAAAGUUCCAAGGAUUCUACAUGGACAUAACUCCUGAAUGUUUGUCGUUAAUGUUUUUGGCAUUAAUAUUAUAAAUAAAUAGAUCUACAUUUUAUUUUACAA